AUGGUGGGUGGCGGGGAGCGGAGCUGUCCUCGCCGUGUCUGCGGGGAGCCCGGGGGGUGUGGAGGGGGCCCGGGCGUUGCUCCUGCUCCGGGGGCUCCUUUGAAGCCGGGCCUGGGCAUUGAAAAAGCGGCUGGACCCCCGGGGGGGGCACGGAGCGGGGUGCCAGCUCUGCCCCAUCGCUCUCAGAGCAGCCACUUCCCCCCCGAGGGCACCCCACACUUACCCCCAUCGCAGAAAUCCGCCGACCCGGGGUUGUCAAUAGUCGGAAGGCGACAACGGGACCCCUGGUCCUGGUUUCGGUCCCGGUGCCGCCGCCACUUCCCUUUCCCGGGUCAGCUGCCGCUCUCCCCGGCCCGGUACCCCCCGUAUCCCCCCGGUAAGAACCGCCGGGGGGUCCCGGGGCCGCUCCGCACCUGCCGCCGGUCCGGGAGCUGGGAGUCCCGGGGGGGGAUCCGGGGGGAGAUCCCGGGGGGCGGUGGGAGCCGGAGCGGCCGCAGCCGCGAUCGCAUCAUCCCCCGCGGGCAGCACCGGGACCGGUACCAGCUCCGGGACCUCCAGCGCGUCCGGCCCGCUCCGGGAACAAUGGCCGAGACAUUCCUGGUGGAGAGCCCCGACGUGACCUACAGCAGAGACUUCAUCGAGGCCAAGUACACGUACAACACCGUGCAUGUCACCAAGGAGAACGGGGUCACCAAGGUCCGACCAUGCUCGACCCGUUUCACCUUCCGGACCGGGCGACACGUCCCUCGUCUGGGGGUGAUGCUGGUGGGCUGGGGGGGCAACAAUGGGACAACGGUGACAGCAGCCGUGCUGGCCAACAAGCUGGGGCUGUCCUGGAUGACCAAGACAGGGCGCAAGAAAGCCAACUACUAUGGCUCCCUGCUCCAAGCUUCCACCGUCUGCCUGGGUUCCAGCCCCACUGGUGAUGUCUACGUGCCUUUCCGGGACCUUCUGCCCAUGGUGCAUCCCAACGACAUCGUCUUCGACGGUUGGGACAUCUCCUCGCUGAACCUGGCGGAGGCCAUGAGGAGGGCGGAGGUGCUGGAUUGGCAGCUGCAGGAGCAGCUGUGGCCCCACAUGGAGAAGAUGAGGCCCCGACCUUCCAUCUACAUCCCCGAGUUCAUCGCUGCCAACCAGGAGGAGCGGGCGGACAACGUCCUCCGCGGGUCCAUGGCCGAGCAGGUGGAGCAGAUCCGCAGGGACAUCCGGGAUUUUAAGGAGAGCAGCGGGGUGGACAAAGUCAUCGUCCUCUGGACGGCCAACACUGAGCGGUUCUGUGACAUCGUGCCCGGGCUCAAUGACACUGCUGAGAACCUCCUGAGGGCCAUCGAGAGAGGUCUGGAGGUGUCCCCAUCCACGCUCUUCGCCGUGGGCAGCAUCCUGGAGGGCUGUGCCUACAUCAAUGGCUCUCCCCAAAACACCUUCGUGCCCGGGGCUGUGGAGUUGGCCUCCCAGCACAACGUCUUCAUCUGUGGGGACGACUUCAAGUCGGGUCAGACCAAGCUGAAGUCGGUGCUGGUGGACUUCUUGGUGGGCGCAGGGCUGAAGACCAAAUCCAUCGUCAGCUACAACCACCUGGGCAACAACGAUGGGAAGAACCUCUCAGCCCCGCAGCAGUUUCGCUCCAAGGAGAUCUCCAAGAGCAACGUGGUGGAUGACACAGUCCAAGCCAACCCCAUCCUCUACGGACCCCAGGACAAACCCGACCACUGCGUGGUGAUCAAGUAUGUGCCCUACGUGGGGGACAGCAAGCGGGCCCUGGAUGAGUACACCUCGGAGAUCAUGAUGGGCGGCACCAACACCAUCGUCAUCCACAACACCUGUGAGGACUCGCUGCUGGCCAGUCCCAUCAUCCUGGACUUGGCCAUCCUGACGGAGCUGUGCCAACGCGUCACCUUCUGCACCGAGGCCGAUCCCGAGUUCCAGGGGUUCCACAGCGUCCUCUCCAUCGUCGCCUUCCUCUGCAAAGCCCCCCUGGUCCCCGAGGGCACCCCCGUGGUCAACGCUCUGUUCCGCCAGCGCAGCUGCAUCGAGAACAUCCUCAGGUACCCUCCCCCCAACCCCCAUACCCACCCCACCCACCCCACACCCACCAUGAGCCCCCUCCUGCUGCUCCACACCCAGGGUGUCCCCCUGAGCACCCCCCCUGUGGGUGGGUUUGGGGUGCCCAAGGCUUGGGGGUGA
Molecule: messenger RNA, 2184 nt
Organism: Calypte anna (Anna's hummingbird)
Lineage: Eukaryota; Metazoa; Chordata; Aves; Apodiformes; Trochilidae
Gene: ISYNA1
Product: inositol-3-phosphate synthase 1
Exons: 12
Coding region: 1-2184 (727 amino acids)
Biological process (GO): phospholipid biosynthetic process; inositol biosynthetic process
Cellular component (GO): cytoplasm
Molecular function (GO): inositol-3-phosphate synthase activity
Source: RefSeq, a predicted model, not a curated record